Molecule: messenger RNA, 6310 nt
Organism: Sciurus carolinensis (gray squirrel)
Lineage: Eukaryota; Metazoa; Chordata; Mammalia; Rodentia; Sciuridae
Gene: Tmx4
Product: thioredoxin related transmembrane protein 4
Exons: 8
Coding region: 189-1232 (347 amino acids)
Source: RefSeq, a predicted model, not a curated record
AGGCGGUGCCGGCCGCCCGCCGGUGUCGUGAGCGCGGUCUGAGUGCACUGCCCGGCGGAGGCGGGGCGGCUCGCCAUCUCCUCCGACUACCUGGCAAGGCCCAGCUGGGCGGGCGGGCGAGCGAGGCCGCGGCCCCGUUGUUCCCCUGGCCCACACCCGGCGCUGAGGAGCGUCGCUCCGCGCCCAACAUGGCGGGCGGGCGCUGCGGCCCACUGCUGACGGCGCUCCUGGCCAUCUGGGUCGCGGGAUUGGCGGCGACCGAGGGCUCCGAGCAGGCCGCGCCGCCGGCGGAGCAAAGUCGGGUCCAGCCCAUGACCGCCUCCAACUGGACACUGGUGAUGGAAGGCGAGUGGAUGCUGAAAUUUUAUGCCCCAUGGUGUCCAUCCUGCCAGCAGACUGAUUCUGAAUGGGAGACUUUUGCAAAGAAUGGCGAAACACUUCAAAUCAGUGUGGGGAAGGUAGAUGUUAUUCAAGAACCAGGUUUGAGUGGCCGUUUCUUUGUCACCACUCUCCCUGCAUUUUUUCAUGCAAAGGAUGGGAUAUUCCGCCGUUACCGUGGACCAGGAAUCUUUGAAGACCUGCAGAAUUACAUCUUAGAGAAGAAAUGGCAAUCAGUUGAGCCUCUGACUGGCUGGAAAUCUCCAGCUUCUCUAACGAUGUCUGGAAUGGCUGGUCUUUUUAGCAUCUCUGGCAAGAUAUGGCAUCUUCACAACUAUUUCACAGUGACCCUUGGAAUUCCUUCUUGGUGUUCUUAUGUCUUUUUUGUCAUUGCCACUUUGCUUUUUGGCCUCCUCAUGGGUCUGGUCUUGGUGAUAAUAUCAGAAUGUUUCUAUGUGCCACUUCCAAGGAAUUUAUCUGAACAUUCUGAGCAGAAUCGGAAGUCUGAGGACGCUCACAGGGCUGAACAGUUGCAGGAUGCAGAGGAGGAAAAAGAUGAUUCAAAUGAAGAAGAAAACAAGGACAGCCUUGUAGAUGAUGAAGAAGAGAAAGAAGACCUGGGCGAUGAGGAUGAAGCAGAGGAGGAAGAGGAAGAAGACAAUCUGACAGGUGGUGUGGAUGAGGCGAGAAGUGAAGUCAAUGACCAAGGGCCCCUGAGAGAGGGCACUGUGACCCAGGAAGAACCUGAGGAGGCUGAAGAAGACAUCCCUGAGCAGCCCCAUUCAGCUGACACAGAGGUGGCAGAAGACUCACUGAGGCAGCGCAAGAGUCAGAAUGUCAGUAAGGGGCCAUAGACAGGAUCAGUGAUGCAGUUUCCAACAGUGCAGGCCAAAAGAAAAUGUCAUCUUCCCUCUGGUUUGCCGUUUAAACCAAAUCCUUAAUUUUUCCUGACUGAGCAAGAUUCUCCCUUAAACGAUGAUCUCUAGUGGUAUGGUGUCAUAGGUGUAGGCCUCAUGUACCCUAAGGACAAUCUUUUCGGUCGUGACAAUCAGGAGACAAAAACAACAUGGUGUUAAGAUCUGUUUGGGGGACUUGAAUGGGAACAAGUUCAUUUACUUGGGGCUAGAGAGUCUUAACCAGAAGAGGCAAACCCCAACCCUCAUUAGUACCUUCUAGAGCAAAAGCUACAGAUCCAUAAAAUGAAGGCAAAGCAGCCUUUACUUCUGAACAUCCUCAAAGAAUAGCAGAAGUCUUGCUUCCUUUCAUGUGUUAACUAUUUAUUUUGUGAAACUAAGAAACAUCAGGUACCACAGUGCACAAUACUUGUUUAGAGAUAGAAAUUGAGAGGGCCCUGGAUACAGUUUUAGAAAAGAACUUGGAAAUAUGCCAGCUCUCUACUCCUUUGUUAUACUUUAUUUCUCAUUUUUAAUUUCUUCAGUUUUUCCACUAUGAGCCUACAGAUUCCCCACACUCUUCACAAUUAUUUCUCAGUGAGUGAACUCAGCAGCCAGGUCUACUUCCACCAUGUUUAUUGUCCUUGAAGGUUCAGAUAAUCAGUAACCACAACCCAUAAAGCCCUGACUGCCAAGUAUCUCAAAUGAAAUGUUGUAACCUUUGGAAUUUGAAAAGGAAGUAGGGAUUUUACAGGAUAGAUUUUAAAACAUUUUUUGGGCCAACCUGUAGUACUUUUCUUUUUUCAAAAAGUUUCUUUAGCAAUGCUUUUUAUUUUUUUGAAGCCAGAAGUGAUCUAAGCCCUGCCAGUACAAGGUAGCCUUGUGAAGAAAACUUGAAUACUGUGUCGUUUUGUUUCCAUCUCAGGGGGUUCCCUGGCUCUUGAAACACUUUAAUAAUAACUGGAAAACCAUUUCUAGUUUUCCUUCACUGAUGUGCUUUUGGUGAAAAAAUUAAUGAAAGUCAAUAUCAGGAAGUGAAAGAUUUGAUUUUGUUUCCAUCUUCCUUAAUCUUCUAGAGAAUUGUAUCUUUGUAAAUCUCUCACUACUCAAUCUACUGUAAGUACCCAGGGAACCCAGUUUCUCUUAAAAAUCCAUCCAUCUACUUCUCUCUUACCUGAUUUAUGUCUUAGAAUAAAUUCAUAAAAUUAGAUUCCAAGCAUAUGAAAGAUGCUUAAAGUCAAUCUUAUACCCCUUGGGUCCAGACAGAAUAAUGAACACAGGUUUAUGAAAUUCAAAAAGUUUCUGUCAUCUUUAAAAAGGAAAUGCAGUGUAUUUCUGUCUGACUGUUUAGAUAACCCUUGCCUUGUAUUAACUGUGAACACGGGGUUCACUGGUGGGGGAGGUUCUGAAACUCUUUGCCCUCCUGUGGUUGAUUGAGGCUGCUGCAAACCUUGCACAAAGAAGGUUUUUAUUCUGAUAAUUGAUUUUCAGAGAUGGUUAUUUUUCAUCUUUCCAACUCAGCUCACAGUCUCCUCCCCUACUAUUUUGAAGUUGUUAAAAGUAGCUGGUACUUGUGCUCUUCAGACCAUCACAGAAGUAAUAUACUGGGAGGGAGAACUUUGUCCUGACCUGUGCCUAUUUUCUCCCCUCCCUCCAGUUCCUGCCCCUCUGAUACACCUUCACCCAAAGUACCAUGGUUCUUAUGGGGGCAGUUCCCACUCCCUGACACCAGGAUGCUUUUCUGGAUCCUCUCAAACUAGGCUGUGCCUGUCCUUCUGUCACUGGAUUAGGUUCUUUUACAAUCAACUGAAGCAAAGAUCUCAAAGAAUAGUGAGUUCAAGUUCAGAGUUAUGAAAUAAGAAAAGUUUCAUAGUUUGGCUCUUCUAUAUAAUGCCCAUCCCCAAGUAGAAUUUUUUUUUUUUUUAAGUGGAAUAUUUAACUAGAGGGAAAGACAUGAGGAAGGAAACACAACCUUGUUUUUUGUUGUUAUUUUUUUAAAGUGUAAGCCCAAUUUAUAGCUGGACCCCAAAUAAAAUCUAAUUACAUAAUAAGAAAACAUAUAUUUUCUUUUUAAAAAAUGGAGAGUGGGAAGAAAAACAUUUUGGAAAGAGGAUCCAGUAAAAAUUUAAGUAUCUGUCUGUAGGAACCAGUUUUCCUGCUUUUCCCUUUUUUAACCUCCUGGCAAAAGAUAGCUUUUCUAGUAAACGGCCCGAUAGGUACACAUCUAAUUUAUUAUCUUUCUGCUUAAAUUUCGAGGUUUGUUUUUCAAUACUUAAUAUAAAACAAAAGAAAAACAUCAACCCAAUCUUAAAAUUAGAUCAGCAUUUCAAUUGAACUUUGUGGAUUUUUCCUAUAGAUAAUAUAUUUAAUCCAGGAAUUAAAUGCAUGGAAAACAUAAUUUUGGCUUAAAAAAACUUAGUCAUUUGUUAUUGGUUAUUUAAUUACACAAUAGUAUUUUAUGUUAAUUCAAAUUAAGAGAAUGAAGUAAAAGUAAUGAUUGUGGAGUUCCAGUAUAUAGCACCUUAUGUGCAGGUAGUUGGAGCAGGGUGCCUUGUCACUGAUUAGAAGGAAUAUGCGAAACUUCUAGUUACCCUUUUGUUGAUUUAUUAUUCAUCUGCUAGAGCUGCUAAAACAAGCCCACUUGCUUAGAGAUCUCAUUGAAGCAAUGACAGGCAAUGCCACUUUCUUUCCCUUUGAAGUAUGAUAAUUGAAUGGGUGAGGAGGGACAGUCCUGUUCAAUUCACAGGGCAUUGCACUGUGUGGCACAUACUUGCAACCUCAUUUUGUGAAUAUGAUCCCUGUUAGCUAAAAAUAACUACACAUAACUACCUAUAAAAAGUAAAUAGGCUUUAGACAGGUUGGCUUUUGACAGCUAUGAAAGCCACAUUUUGAUUUUUUAUGACCCCAAACCCUGUUGAUAAUUUGGAGUUUGUUACAUGAUUUGAGUGCAUGUAAGUUUGCAGACCUACAUCCUGUACCUCCUUUGGGGUAGAUGAUAAAAAUGCUAUAUAAGGGAAAACUUGUCCCCUGACUUUAUUAGCAAGUCUUUUGGGACUUGAGCUGGUUAUGUUGCUUUACAGGAUGGGAAACAUUAAAGGAUCCAAAGUAAAAUAUAAAGGUAGAAAAGGGUAAAUUUCAGUGUAAAAUCUUCAGCAUGAAGUGAGAGAAAGAAGGGGUGCUGGUGCUUUUCAUAGUGUUUAGCAGUAGGUCCUUCAUCUCAGUGUUGCAGUGUUAUUUCUUCCAGUAUUAUAUGUGUAUGGUGAACCCAUCCUGUCGAAUAUAUCAACGUUUUGGACGGUGUUCAUGUAAAUCUUUUGUGCCAACAAAAAAGUUCUUCUUGUGUAGUAUCUCUUUACCUCAGUCUUACAUUUUGAUUCUCUUGAGAAGAUUAUAGCUUGUCUUGCAGAAGCCAAAAGUAGAGUCAUCAAAUCUGAUGAAACCUGAUGGGGCUGUUGAGAACAGCUUUCUGGAAGCAGCAGAGGUUCCGUUGAAACUUUGAAAGCUUCAGCCCAGGACAUGGCCUUCAGAUGGCUUAUUCUCAGUAAAGUUUUAUGUAGACUGUGAUGCUAUAUAUAUGUGACAUGUAAAACUAUGACAUGUUUUCAGUAUAGUUAGAUCAUAUUUGUUAGUAGAUGCCUUCUUUGUGGAAAUGCAUUUUUUAUACUAAAUACACUGCUUAUUUGUACUGUCAUGCAUUACAAAUUUGUUAUGUAUAUUCUCUGUAAUAGUCUUGAUUAUUUAGCCCUGUUUAGUUUUCUCUUUAUCCAUGUGUUCUUUACUUCCUUAAAAAGCAUCUUUGGCAAGUGAAAAGAGAAAUCAAGAUAUUGUUUCAUGCAGUACAUUGCCUGAAUUAUAGAUCAUCUGAUCACAGAAUUGUAUAUAAUUCUUGAUCCUAUAUGGUUUCAUUUUAUUGUAAAUUUCCAUUUAUGUCAAAACCCACGUGAUGACUACAUAGAAGCAAAAUGGUGUAUUGCUUUUCAUAUAAGUAUUUUCACAAAAACCAUUUGCCUAGGCAGUUAAAAAUAUUACUUUGUUAAAAAAAAAUUGCCUGUGUUUGUUAUCUGUCUGUUCAUUCCCCACCUCUCCCUCUCCGACUUGGUAAAACCCAAAUUGUGAGCCCUUUAGCUGCUCAAGGACAAGUUCAGUGGUCCAAGAGCUCCUCCUCAUCAUAGCCAAUUGUAUUGCCUGUACCAAAUCAUUGCACUCACCUCCCAGGUUCACUUUGUCCUGAGGUCUGGGGGUGACAGGACUGGAGCCGAUGGCAAAUGAUGCUGCUCUUCUUCCAAGACACUGUGAACUGACCUGGUCUCCUAAAUAAGACAUUUGGAAAACUCUAUUCUACACUUGGCUCUCUCAUCAUUAUUUCAGUGGAAAAGCACAAAGGAGGGGAGACAAUUUUUUAACACUUUCAGAUCCUGAUGUAAAGGAAGAUUUGAUUUUUCUCUUGGAAGAUGGUAGUAGGAUAUGUAGUAAAGUUAUUAGAUUGGUGUGCCUCUAAGUCCCUCCCUCAGAGUAACUAACUCUUAAUCUUAUUUGCUCAUACAGAGAAAUAUGUCUGGUAGCUUUGUCUCAAUCUAUAUAAAGUUAGUUAUCCUUGGUAGAUUCUUUGCUAAACCAGCAAGAUAGAUUUUGGCCCUUAUUUUCUUUUUGAUGAGAAAGUGAUGAAUUCAGUUUCUCACUAGUCUUUACAUCAGUGUUUUCUCCUAUUUCAAUAUCUGAUACCCUACAGUAAUUUGUAGACUUAAGUAUUUCUAAAUGUGAUUCUGGUUAGUUGACAUUUGAUUAAUCAUGUUAACUUAAACAUUAUCCUUUGGAAAAUCUUCAUCAGAAUUCAUUGUGUACUACUGUCACUAAUGGAGCCCUUUUCUAAAAUUAUUUGUUGUAGUUACUUAGGUAGAGGCCAUAGGAUAGAGAAUAUUUGUGUCCCAGGACAAUCUUCUGUGUUUACAAAAUUACUGAGCUGUUAUUCUAUGGGAUUGCUCUUCAAACAACUUCUCUAUGCAUAGGUUCUGAGCAUGAAUCUCAGUCUAAUAAAUAGC